UCUAACUUCAUGGAUGUUUUUGUUUCCCAUUAACUGUUGCCCUUUGGACUUCCAUUGAGUUCGCUUUGAGUAUAAAAAUACAUUCGAAUUCUAAUUAAAAGAUUGAAUAUUCAUUUAAAUGCAAAGUCCAGUUCACUUAAGGUGUUACCAUGGCUCUGCUACAGAAAAGUCUACAAAAAGUGUGCAUGUUCAAGCAAAGGGGCAUCGCCUCUUUAGCAGCCCUAUCUGAGACUCAUCAAAUGCUGCAAAAGAGCUGCAGAGACUUUGUUGAUGGCGAACUUAAACCAAUCGCUGCCAAAGUGGACCGGGAGCAUCUGUACCCGAAAGAACAGAUCAAAAAAAUGGGGGAAUUGGGGCUGAUGGCCAUUGCAGUACCAGAGGAAUUUGGAGGCACUGGGCUGGAUUAUCUGGCAUACGCUAUUGCUUUAGAAGAAGUAUCUCGAGGCUGUGCGAGUGCUGGAGUUAUAAUGUCCGUAAAUAACUCGCUCUAUUUAGGACCAAUUCUCCAAUGGGGUACCAAAGAGCAAAAGGAAAAAUGGAUCCAACCAUUCACAACUGGCGAAAAAGUAGGUUGUUUCGCACUUUCAGAGCCUGGCAAUGGAUCUGAUGCGGGUGCAGCCUCAACUACCGCUAAAUCAGAAGGAGACAGUUUUCUCCUGAACGGCACAAAGUCGUGGAUUACAAACGCAUUUGAAAGUGAAGCAGGUGUGGUGUUUGCAACAACCGACAAAAGUCUGAAGCACAAAGGAAUUUCGGCGAUCAUCAUACCCAAACCAGUAGAGGGGUUGGAACUGGGCAAAAAGGAGGACAAGUUGGGAAUAAGGGGCUCUUCGACUUGCGCGCUUAUGUUUGACAAUUGCAAAAUACCCAAAGAGAACCUCUUAGGGGAGCUCGGCUUUGGCUUCAAAAUAGCAAUGAUUUGCCUAGACGCCGGUCGAAUAGGCAUCGCUUCACAGGCGUUGGGCAUUGCUCAGGCAUCUUUAGAAAUAGCGGCUGAUUAUGCCGCGAAAAGAUUGAGCUUUGGAAAGCCGCUUUUAAAGCAUCAAACCAUCCAGAACAAACUAGCUGAAAUGGCCUUAAGGCUUGAAUCAGCACGAUUGUUAACCUGGAGGGCGGCGUGGUUGAAAGACAACCACAAGCCUUACACGAAAGAGGCCGCAAUGGCGAAACUAGCCGCUAGUGAAGCGGCCACAUUUUUGAGUCACCAGUGUAUUCAGAUUUUAGGCGGAAUGGGUUAUGUAUCAGAUAUGCCGGCGGAACGGCAUUAUAGAGACGCCCGGAUAACGGAGAUUUAUGAGGGAACUUCCGAGAUUCAAAGACUGGUUAUUGCAGCCAACAUUAUUAAGGAAUUAGGAGCUUAAGUUUCAAAAAUCUAAUACAAGAUUACACAUAUUUUUAUAUACACAAUUCAAUUUUGCCAAUUUGCUCCAUAUACUCAGUAUAUCCAAAAAGGGUGCUGGUAACGUUAAAAAAUGGCAAUUUAUCCCAUAUGGAAAAACAAAAAAACUAUUGGUUUAGAUUGCGAUUUUAUUAAACAAUACAAUGUACAAUACCUUGA
Messenger RNA from Dendroctonus ponderosae (mountain pine beetle), 1558 nucleotides. RefSeq names its product short-chain specific acyl-CoA dehydrogenase, mitochondrial. Bases 150 to 1361 code for a protein of 403 amino acids. Lineage: Eukaryota; Metazoa; Arthropoda; Insecta; Coleoptera; Curculionidae. Gene Ontology annotation, biological process: butyrate catabolic process; fatty acid beta-oxidation using acyl-CoA dehydrogenase. The transcript is spliced from 7 exons. Gene Ontology annotation, molecular function: flavin adenine dinucleotide binding. The record is from RefSeq and is a predicted model, not a curated record. Gene Ontology annotation, cellular component: mitochondrion.